ACAUACUCUAUAUGGCUCCUAUAACUUCUAUAAGUUUAUGGGUCUAGACUUUGCAGUGUGAGAUUAGUCAACGUCGUUUCUUGAGCUACAGGUUUCGCAGGGGAUCAGAAACCUAGAAGAGAAACAAUGACUCAAUACAAUCAACCUCCCGUUGGGGUUCCUCCUCCUCAAGGUUAUCCGCCGGAGGGGUAUCCACCGCAGGGUUAUCCGCCGCAAGGCUACCCACAGCAGGGUUACCCUCAGCAAGGCUAUCCUCCUCAGUAUGCGCCCCAAUAUCCUCAGCCACAGCAGAAUCAGCAGCCGCAACAACAGAGCAGUACUACUGGCUGUCUAACAGGAUGUCUUGCUGCUCUCUGUUGUUGCUGGCUAUUCGAUUGUUGCGCAGAGCUGGCACUUUAAUUGCAAGAGAGUGUUUGCAACACAAGAACCUUGGUUGGAAUUAAAAUAAAUUGCUGGAUAUAUUAUCUCGUCUACUCACUCUGUUUCAAAAUGUUACAUGUUUUAGAUUUUACACAUGUAUUAAUAAAACAUAUAAAUUUAUAUUAAAUACAUAAUUUUCUGUGAUUA
Raphanus sativus (radish) is the source of this 567-nucleotide messenger RNA. Its product is annotated as cysteine-rich and transmembrane domain-containing protein WIH2. NCBI's taxonomy places the organism in Eukaryota, Viridiplantae, Streptophyta, Magnoliopsida, Brassicales, Brassicaceae. The coding region runs from base 127 to 399 and encodes 90 amino acids. The record is from RefSeq and is a predicted model, not a curated record. The transcript has 3 exons.